This is a messenger RNA of Orbilia oligospora ATCC 24927, 888 nucleotides long. RefSeq lists its product as uncharacterized. The record is from RefSeq and is a predicted model, not a curated record. NCBI's taxonomy places the organism in Eukaryota, Fungi, Ascomycota, Orbiliomycetes, Orbiliales, Orbiliaceae. The coding region runs from base 1 to 888 and encodes 295 amino acids. The transcript is spliced from 5 exons.
AUGAAGAAGGUUGCCCUGCUUCCUCUCAUAACAUUUGACGUAGUUGUUAACGUGUACUUGACGACCCUGUUUUUGAUUCCAGUUGUUAAAAUUGCGCAAGGAAAAGCUCAGCAAUCACAUCAAGCCCUACGAAGUAUGGCGAUCAAAACUUUCUGUGGGUCUUGUGCGACCUUAAUAUCCAGUGUUGCGAACUUGACAACCCUUAUGCUAUUGAAAGGGGAGCCUGGAUGGAUUUGCCUACUGCUCUGUAAUGCCGAUAUUUUAUUCAGUGCUGUUGUUCUUCAUGCAAUCACGAACAAGGAUCACCAAGGGAGCUCGGAUACAACCCGUGCUACCAACGACUACGCCUCCCAAAACGAUACGACAAUUAUUGGAAAUGCUACAGAUCUUGGCACUCGACGAUCAUCUAUAGCUCAAGGGCACAAGUCCUCUACAAUUGCGAACGCUGGGUUCAUCGGCCCUCACAUAUCUCCGACAUUUGAAAACGAUACAUCGGAUCCAUCGUCAGACAAAUCCAUAAACACAAGUAAAACUGCGGAGCAAAGGAUUAUACGUAGUACUCUGUGGCCGUUUCGUAGAGAUAGCAGAGGUCCCUCAAAUUUUGCGGAAUUACGGUUUGACGGGGACCCCACAUGUGAAGAUCUAGACCAGAAUCAGCCACAAAGCACGACACCGGAAGCCCUAAGAAAGGUGUCAGUGGCGGCGAACCUACGACCUACCGUAGAUUAUGCAGAGUACGAUUCUGAUGGGUUGGAUUUCGUGACAUCUCACCAAGUUGCGGAUGAUUUACAAUCUAUUGGAGAAAGUGGACACCAUGCGUUGUCUAAUGAGGAUAUGGGGACUCAGCACAAAAAGCAUGAAGAGCGAGUGCCUCAUAGAAUUGUGUAG